AUGGACCGAGACCUCUUGCGGCAGUCACUAAAUUUCCACGGCCCGUCUUUGCUCUCCCUGCUCCGGAGCGAACAGCAGGACAACCCACACUUCCGGAGCCUCCUGGGGUCGGUGGCCGACCCUGCCCGGGGCCCGCCAGGCCAGCAGCAGUUACCGGGCAGAAAAGAGAGGAGAGUUGACAACAUUGAAAUACAAAAAUUCAUUUCCAAAAAAGCGGAUCUGCUUUUCGCACUUUCCUGGAAAUCAGAUGCACCUACAACUGCUGAAGUUAGUGAAGACAAUGAUGAUUAUUAUGCAGUCAUGCCACCGUUAGAACAAUUCAUGGAGAUACCUAGUAUGGACCGGAGAGAGCUGUUUUUUCGAGAUAUUGAGCGUGGUGAUAUAGUGAUUGGAAGAAUUAGUUCCAUUCGGGAAUUUGGGUUUUUCAUGGUGUUGAUUUGUCUAGGCAGUGGCAUUAUGAGAGAUAUAUCCCACUUAGAAAUCACAGCUCUAUGUCCUCUAAGAGACAUGCCUUCAAUCAGUAACCAUGGGGAUCCCUUGUCAUAUUACCAAACUGGUGACAUCAUUCGAGCUGGGAUCAAGGAUAUUGACAGAUACCAUGAAAAGCUUGCAGUGUCUCUAUAUAGCUCAUCUCUUCCACCACACCUAUCUGGUAUUAAAUUAGGUGUAAUUAGUUCUGAAGAACUUCCUUUGUACUACAGGAAAAGCGUUGAACUAAAUAGCAAUUCUUUGGAAUCCUAUGAGAAUAUCAUGCAGAGUUCUUUGGGAUUUGUUAAUCCAGGAGUAGUUGAAUUCCUUUUAGGAAAACUAGGAAUAGAUGAAUCUAAUCCACCAUCUUUAAUGAGAGGCCUUCAAAGCAAAAAUUUCUCUGAGGAUGAUUUUGCUUCUGCAUUAAGGAAGAAGCAGUCUGCAUCAUGGGCUUUAAAAUGUGUGAAGAUUGGAGUUGAUUAUUUUAAGGUUGGACGCCAUGUGGAUGCUAUGAAUGAAUACAAUAAGGCUCUGGAAAUAGACAAACAAAAUGUGGAAGCUUUGGUAGCUCGUGGAGCAUUAUAUGCAACAAAAGGAAGUCUGAACAAAGCAAUAGAAGAUUUUGAACUUGCACUGGAAAACUGUCCAACUCACAGAAAUGCAAGAAAAUACCUCUGCCAGACACUUGUAGAAAGAGGAGGGCAGUUAGAAGAAGAAGAAAAGUUUUUAAAUGCUGAAAGUUAUUAUAAGAAGGCUUUGGCUUUGGAUGAAACUUUCAAAGAUGCAGAGGAUGCUUUGCAGAAGCUUCAUAUAUAUAUGCAGAAAUCUUUGGAAUUAAGAGAAAAACAAGCUGAAAAGGAAGAAAAGCAGAAAACAAAGAAAAUAGAAACAAGUGCAGAAAAGUUGCGUAAGCUCUUAAAAGAGGAGAAAAGGCUAAAGAAAAAAAGAAGAAAAUCAACUUCUUCUUCGAGUGUCUCUUCUGCUGAUGAAUCAGUUUCUUCUUCAUCAUCCUCUUCAUCUUCUGGUCACAAAAGGCAUAAGAAACACAAGAGGAACCGCUCAGAGUCUUCUCGGAGUUCUAAAAGGCAUUCAGCUAAGGCAUCCUCAAGUCAGAUAGAUCAGAGUAAGAAAGAUGAGUGCUUCCCAGUUCCAGCUAAUACGUCAGCAUCUUUUCUUAACCAAAAACAAGAAGUGGAAAAACUAUUGGAAAAGCAGGAUAGGUUACCAUAUCAAAAGAAACAGGUAAAAGAAAAAGAUAAAUGUUCUUUCUCAUCAUCUUCUGUUGAAAUUCCGGAUGAUUUUGGAGGUAGGUCUGAAGAUCCAAGAGAUUUUUAUGAUAGCUAUAAAACUCAGGCAGGUAGUAGCAGAACAGAAAAGCCAUAUAAAUCAGAAAGACAUUUUUCCAGUAGAAGAGAUUCCUCAGAUUCUUUUCAUAGGAAUUCAGAGGAUAAGGUAAAAAUGUAUGGUUAUAGAAGAUUUGAAAAAGAUACAGAAGGAAGAAAAGAGCACUAUAGAAAGUGGGAGCCAGGUUCCACGAGACAUGCUACCUCACCAGCAAGCUCAGACUACUCUUGGAAGUCAGGAGAAAAAUAUAAGAAAUCCACUUACUCGGGAUCACGUGAUCUAAGUAGACAUGAGCAAAGAUAUCAAUUAAGUAAAAAUCAAGGAGAAUAUGAAAGAGAGGGUAAUUACGUGGAGGAUAUUAAAACAGAGGUUCAGGGAGAGGGACUCAAUAGCAAAGACCAUUCAGAAGGUGGAGUUAAAAAAAAUUUACCUCAAAAUUUACUCAAUAUAUUUAAUCAGAUAGCUGCAUUUGAGAAAGAAAAAGGAAAUAAGCCAAAAAACUAA
Molecule: messenger RNA, 2316 nt
Organism: Rangifer tarandus platyrhynchus (Svalbard reindeer)
Lineage: Eukaryota; Metazoa; Chordata; Mammalia; Artiodactyla; Cervidae
Source: the annotation of a GenBank genome assembly